Camellia sinensis is the source of this 3999-nucleotide messenger RNA. RefSeq names its product serine/threonine-protein kinase BRI1-like 1. NCBI's taxonomy places the organism in Eukaryota, Viridiplantae, Streptophyta, Magnoliopsida, Ericales, Theaceae. The record is from RefSeq and is a predicted model, not a curated record. Gene Ontology annotation, biological process: protein phosphorylation. Gene Ontology annotation, molecular function: protein binding; protein kinase activity; ATP binding.
AUGUGAAGUAGCAAAACUUGAAUUCACAAAUGUAGGGAGAGAGAGAGAGAGAGAGAGAGAGAACCACUUCUUGAUUGUUUGCAUCACAAUUCACAACAAUUCAACCCAUGAAGAGAAUCAAUAGAUAAUCUCAUCACCCUCAUCAUCAUCAGAAUUGAUGGACUCAAUUUCUUGUCUCAUCUCUCUCUUCCUUCUCAUCACUCACUCUCAUUUAAUCCUAUGUUCAGACCAGCAAAACAACGACGUGGCAGCACUAAUAUCCUUCAAGCAGUCCUCCGUCGCCGCCGAUCCCAACCACCUCUUAACCAACUGGGUCUCCACCGCCGCCACCCCAUGUUCAUUCCACGGCGUCACCUGCUCUCCCCACCACCACCUCGGCCGCCGCAUCACCGCCCUCAACCUCACCAACUUCGGCCUCAUCGGCCGCCUCCACCUCGACCCACUCACCACCAUCCCCACUCUCACCCACCUCCUCCUCAGCCACAACUUCUUCUCCGGCAACCUCUCCACCACCACUUCAUCACCCUCAUCAUCAUGCAACCUCCUCAUCCUCGAUUUAUCCUUAAACAAUGUCACCGAUCUCCUCGCCGCCUCUUCUCUCCUCCACUCUUGUAACCGCCUCGCCUCUCUCGACCUCUCUCAUAACCAAAUUUCAGAUUCGUCAAUAUUGAAAUAUUCUCUCUCUAACUGCCUGAACCUGAAUUCACUAAAUUUGUCGUACAACAAGAUUUCCGGUAAUUUGGACAUGAGUAGUACUGGACCAUCAUCACCCUCAUUGCUUUGUACAAACUUCUCGAUUCUUGACCUCUCUAACAACCUCUUGUCAGGUGAAAUACCGGACUUGCCACAGUCAUUGAGUGUACUUGAUCUAUCAAACAAUAAUUUUUCGGGAAACUUUUCUAGUCUCCAAUUCGGAACCUGCCUUAAUCUCAUCAAACUAAAUCUUUCCCACAACAGCCUGUCCGGCACCGGUUUUCCUGCCAGCCUGGCAAACUGCCACCUUCUGACGAUGCUUGAUAUCGGGUACAAUGCGGUUCGAGGUAAGAUUCCCGGGGUUUUGUUAUCUAACUUGAAGAACCUGAGGGAGCUGUAUCUGGCCCGGAACCGGUUAUUUGGAGAGAUUCCACAAGAAUUGGGAGAAACUUGUGGGACACUUGAGGUUCUAGAUCUUUCUAGAAACUAUCUCACCGGUGGGAUUCCUCCGAAUUUCGCCACGUGUUCUUCGUUGAUUAGCCUCAACCUCGGCCACAAUCAGCUUUCGGGCGAUUUUCUCAGCACGGUAAUUAGUACUCUCAGAAGCCUCAAGUACCUUUCUGUCCAGUUCAACAACAUAACCGGGCCGGUGCCAGUGUCCGUGAUUAAUAGUACUUGGCUUCGAGUGCUGGACCUCAGUUCUAAUUCUUUUACAGGAAAUGUACCUUCUGGGUUUUGCUCAUCCACAUCGUCGGUUCUGGAAAAGCUGUUGUUGUCGGACAAUUAUUUGUCGGGGAGCGUGCCUUCGGAGCUCGGAAAGUGCAAGAAUUUAAGGACAAUUGAUUUGAGUUUCAACAACCUUGUUGGUGAAAUACCCAUUGAAAUUUGGAACCUUCCAAAUCUUUUAGACUUGGUUAUGUGGGCUAACAAUCUCACUGGAAAUAUUCCAGGAGGCAUUUGCAUCAAUGGUGGAAAUCUUCAAACUCUGAUUCUCAACAACAAUCUUAUUACUGGAUCACUUCCACUCUCCAUUGCUAACUGUACAAACCUGAUUUGGGUUUCACUCUCCAGUAACCGCCUCACUGGAGAAAUACCCUCGGGUAUUGGAAAUCUUCGUAAUCUUGCUGUUCUCCAAUUGGGUAACAAUUCGCUCACCGGGGAGAUACCUCGCGAAUUUGGUAAUUGUCGGAGCCUAAUUUGGCUUGAUUUGAACAGCAAUGGCCUAACCGGUCCCAUCCCACCGGAGCUUGCCAACAAUGCCGGGUUAGUACUUCCUGGAAUUGUUUCUGGGAAGCAAUUUGUUUUUGUGCGAAACGAGGGAGGGACAGCAUGUAGAGGGGCAGGAGGACUAGUUGAGUUUGAGGGGAUUCGUGCAGAAAGAUUGGAAAAUUUUCCAAUGGUACAUUCUUGCCCUUCGACUAGAAUCUACUCUGGUAUGGCGGUUUACACAUUUGAAAGCAAUGGAAGCAUGAUCUACCUUGAUCUCUCCUACAAUUCCUUGUUUGGAACUAUCCCGGAAAAGUUUGGUUCAAUGAAAUAUUUACAGGUCUUGAAUUUAGGGCACAACAAUCUAAGCGGAAAUAUCCCAUUCAGCUUAGGAGGUCUAAAAGUUGUCGGAGUUCUUGAUUUGUCUCAUAACAAUCUCCAAGGAUAUAUUCCAGGAUCUUUAGGGGACUUGUCAUUUCUCAGUGAUUUUGAUGUGUCUAAUAACGACCUCAUUGGGACUAUUCCUUCGGGUGGUCAACUCACUACUUUCCCAGCUUCCAGAUACGAGAACAAUUCGGGUUUGUGUGGGGUCCCCUUACCUCCUUGUGGCUCUGGAAAUGAACCACGCCUUAGGCCAGCGUUUCGUCGUCGAGGAAUUUUGAAGCAGGCAGUGACGGCAGAGAUGGUCAUUGGAAUUGGGGUAUCAGUUUUUUGUAUCGUCAUGCUCGUGCUGGCGUUUUGUAGGAUAAAGAAGCAUCAACAAAAAGCAGAGAAGAGAGGUAAGUAUAUCGAAAGCCUAACAACUUCUGGUAGUAGUAGUUGGAAACUAAGUGGUGUUCCAGAGCCUCUGAGCAUCAAUGUUGCGGCAUUUGAAAAGCCUUUGAAGAAGCUAACCUUCGCCCAUUUGCUCGAAGCUACCAAUGGUUUUAGUGCCGAUAGUUUGAUUGGUUCUGGCGGGUUUGGGGAGGUCUACAAGGCUCAACUAAGAGAUGGGAGUGUCGUCGCUAUCAAAAAGCUUAUCCAUGUCACGGGUCAGGGAGACAGAGAGUUCAUGGCAGAAAUGGAAACUAUAGGGAAAAUCAAACACCGAAACCUCGUCCCCUUAUUGGGUUACUGCAAAAUUGGCGAAGAAAGGCUUCUCGUGUAUGAGUACAUGAAAUGGGGAAGCCUGGAAUUUGUUCUACAUGAUAGUUCUAAAGUCGGGGGUUUAAAACUAGACUGGGCAGCAAGAAAGAAGAUUGCUAUUGGAUCAGCCAGAGGACUAUCAUUCCUUCACCAUAGUUGUAUCCCUCACAUAAUCCACCGCGACAUGAAGUCUAGCAAUGUUCUUCUUGAUGAUAACUUUGAAGCCCGGGUUUCUGAUUUUGGGAUGGCAAGAUUGGUGAACGCCCUCGACACUCAUCUCAGUGUGAGCACCCUGGCAGGGACUCCCGGGUACGUUCCCCCAGAGUACUACCAGAGUUUUAGGUGCACCGCGAAAGGGGAUGUCUACAGCUUUGGCGUCGUAUUGUUAGAACUUAUCUCUGGCAAAAGACCAAUAGACACUUCGCAGUUUGGAGAUGACAACAAUCUAGUAGGAUGGGCAAAGCAGAAACAGAAAGAGAAGAGAAUUCAUGAAAUACUUGAUAAUGAAUUGAUUUCACAUGAAUCUGCUGAUGACGCUGAGCUAUUACAGUGUCUAAGGAUUGCUUUUGCAUGCCUCGAUGACAGGCCUUUUCGGAGGCCAACUAUGAUUCAGGUGAUGACAAUGUUUAAGGAUCUUGGGGGAGAAUCAGAAAGUGAUACACUUGAUAGCAUCUCACUAAAAAACACAGCCAUCGAUGAACAACAAGAGAGAGAACCCUAGUUUUUUUUACGACAUUAGAGUUCACAGUAUUGUUAAGUUUGUCUUGACAGUUUGUUGUUACAGUUGUUGAUUGUUAAUGUUUGUAGAGAGAGUUGGGAAUUUGAGAAAAUUCAGAAUAGCUCUGAUUUUGUGAAGUUGUUUAGCAUUUUAGGCACUGACUUGUUUGAUAAUGGAAAUUAUAAUUGUAGCAACUAGGUUGUUUAAUUGUGAAUCUGUGAUGAUCACCCUUGUAUUUCUGCUAUACAAUUAUAUAU